Messenger RNA from Silurus meridionalis, 1551 nucleotides. RefSeq lists its product as uncharacterized. Gene Ontology annotation, molecular function: POU domain binding; DNA binding. The transcript has 5 exons. The coding region runs from base 142 to 945 and encodes 267 amino acids. Lineage: Eukaryota; Metazoa; Chordata; Actinopteri; Siluriformes; Siluridae. The record is from RefSeq and is a predicted model, not a curated record.
GCAUUUAGGCUUAGUUAAGAUCCAAUGUCUGUGGUACCAUGAUCAAAUUCUGUUCGCAUUUCGAAGCAAACACUGGCAUUUUGCUGGAAUAGAGACUCUGCCUUCUAUUUUCUCUCAACGCAAACUAAUCCGAUCUUCAACAUGGAAUCUGAGUAUUCCAAGCGAGUGUAUCAGGGUGUCAGAGUCAAGCACACUGUGAAGGACCUGCUGGCUGAAAAGAGAUCACACCAAACCAGUGGACCACGUUUUACUGGGGUGUCUGCUCAGAGCCCACUCGUCCAAAUGGCAGGUUCCCAUACACUGCCUGGAUACUAUAGCAUGAGAAGGCCAUUUUUUUCUGAUGCUGAGUUUUGCCCUUCGAGCAAACAGUUCUCAACAGACAUUUACUCUUCAGCACUGACCGGGAAGUCCUUCUCCUGUGAUACUACACCAAUGUCUACUUACUCAUCCCUAAUCGAUAGUUAUUACCCAGAGUCUUUCAGUGACUACCGCAGUGCUGCUCACUCUGGGGGAGGAAGUUCUAUCUUCUCAUCCAGUGCUUUGGCCACUCGACUAACCCCAUUUCCUGGAGACGCCUCUCACUUUAUGCUGAGGGAUUCCUGGGAGCAGGCCGGGAUGGAGCCAGCUGAGGGAUUGUGUGGGAACGGUUUGGCCCCCACGUCUGUGGAGCCGUCCAGCCCCAGCCAAUUCCGCUCGUCCUCCAGGAGCUCCAGCCUGGGCUCAUCGCAGUUUUACUCCCUACACACUCUGGAUGAUGUGCCAUAUCACUCUUCUUUCCAGCUUCCUACCAGCUUCCCCACAUAUAGUGAACAUGUAGCCAAACUGCCAGCCCUGUCCAUGGAGGACACUGAGAAUGCCCCAUCAGCCCUGAAUGACAUGUUGCCAUGGGUCAAAGAAGAUGCCACUGGAGCUUGGUCACACUGUGAAAUUAGGAGAACUUUCUGAUGCAGAGCAUUUGAAUUGCAAACUUGGCAAAAGCACGUUGAAUAUAGGAGAAACAAAGGACAGCCCUUUUUUAACUUAAAAAAAAAAAGAAGAAAAGGAGCUAUAAAUAAUAGCUGUGGUGGAUUGGCUUCAAAUAAAUAAACACACAUAAAUGUACAAUUAAAUAUUAUGACCUAUUAGGAUUUUUCAAGAAAUUCAACCUCCUUAGAAAGGGGAAAACAUGAAACUCAACAGGAUAAGACAUCUUACUAAGAAUAGCAGAGAGACGCAGGGCAUUCCUUUUCAGCUUUCUUCUUUUAUUUUAAUUUAAUAUAAUAUUCUAUUUAUAUAUUUCACUGAUAUUUUGCAUAUCUAUUAAAAUAUCUAAACACUACUGUAAUGUAUCUUUUUAAACAAGCAAAAAAAAAAAAAGUUUAAUGAAAUACACACCACCUGCUUCGUAAAGUGAUGUUCUGUUUAUCGUAUAUGUUUUAAAUGAUUGUAUGAUUUUGAAAAUAUAAUUCAUUUUAUAUAGUUUACUUUCAAACGAGGUUCAUCAAGGAGUUUUCGGUGAUGUCAUGUCAGGAAUGUCUAUGUGAUAAAUAAACUGUAAGCAGAACAUUUGCA